AUGGAAGAUGCGAGCGCGAGGGGAAAAGAGGAACAGUGUGACGUGAACGAAAAGUACUUACUGCGUCGGGAUGCCGGUCACCUCACUCCCCCACCCCCCGUCCUUACCUCGUGGCACUGUCUUGUGCAGACUCUCGGGAACUUCACCUCUCGUGGCAGCGAUUUCAGUAUACAACACAAGGGAAACUGCAAGAAAUCAUUUGGCAUACUCUUGGCAGCCCCUUUUGGCGUUUAUGGCUGCACGUCUGAACACAUGAUUGAGACUAAUAACACGAGAGGCUCCGGUGAUGGGGACGAGGAAUGGGUAGGACCACCCCGGUAUCAUAUCCCAGCAUCACCCCAGCAGCCUUCAGCCUCCCCAGCACCACAUCCCAGCAUCACCCUCCAGCAGCCUCCAGCCUCUCCAGCACCAUAUCCCAGCAUCACCCCCAGCAGCCUCCAGCCUCCCCAGCACCACAUCCCAGCAUCACCCCAGCAGCCUCCAGCCUCCCCAGCACCACAUCCCAGCAUCACCCCAGCAGCCUUCAGCCUCCCCAGCACCACAUCCCAGCAUCACCCCAGCAGCCUCCAGCCACCCAGCAGCACCUCCCGGGCCUCCCCUGCGCAAUGA
This is a messenger RNA of Portunus trituberculatus (swimming crab), 609 nucleotides long. Its product is annotated as formin-like protein 14. The record is from RefSeq and is a predicted model, not a curated record. The transcript has 5 exons. Bases 1 to 609 code for a protein of 202 amino acids. Lineage: Eukaryota; Metazoa; Arthropoda; Malacostraca; Decapoda; Portunidae.